AUGUCGACUAAAACUAAACACGCCUGUUCGUCCUGCAGGAGCAUGAAGCGCAAAUGCGACGGUCAGCAUCCGUGCUCUAAUUGUGUAAAAACAGACCAAGACUGCGUAUACAACAAACCUUCACGCAAGCGCCGGCGUUCGAUUACCGCUCCGACUGAACAAGCACGCGAUGAUCUCCAGACGGGCCCAGCUGUACUUCGUACAGGGGUGCUCGCCGAAAUAAACUCUGGGGCAAUCCUCGCGAAGGGACUAGGCCUCUCAAGCAGUUCUUCCUCUAUUGAAAGACCGCGCCUUUGCUCGUGGAACCUCAGCCUGCGAGACAAUACCAUAGGCUGCUACGCAGAGGCACCGCUCACUCAAGUCUUGAGUAUCUCUCAAGUUCAUCCCGUGUACAACUUCCUUGAUCGUGCGAUGGUUGAGCGUGCCAUUCUUUCCAUGUCGCCUGAUCAGCCUUUAUUUGACCCUGCCCACCACGUGCUUCUGGGAAUCGCUGCUGUAGCAUGCCUUUUCAGCGAUCAACCAGUUGAUUUGGAGCCUCGGAUUGUGCAGUACGCUCGAGGCGCUCUGGAGCAUUCGACUACGCUACAAUUACCGACCGUGGAUCACAUAGUCGGGUGGCUACUCCGCGUCAUCUACCUACGAUUGACCGGCUCACCAAACGCGACAUGGAUCGCCAGCUGCACACUGAUGCAUAUGAUUGAGACAGCCAGGCUGCAUCUCGAACCAUCAAAUGUCUGUGUACCUUCAUCUGGGGAUAGCUCCUACAGUCCACAACUCAAAAAACGAAUCUACUAUAUCGCGCAACUCUUUAAUACAUGGAUAUCCUACGACUACGGACGAUGUCGUAUCAUACCUCGCGGGGCAUCCUGCUCCCUUCCCGCAGAAGACUGGACAGCAGACGACAUCGCUAUCUGGCGAUUGACGGACUCCUUGGAUCCCGAUCGAAAUCUUGACUCGACAGACCUAGAGAAUCUACUGCUCCAAGCUUCCGAACUGACGCUAUCCCAUCCGGCCUUGGAACUCAAGCGGUGCAAUAUUGCAUUGUGCAUUUAUCGCAGGCUUCGCGUAUCCGGUCGUGUCGUUUCCAAUACGGGCAUUGACAAAGCAACUGAAAUGGCUAGGAGACAUUCCCCCUGGUGGCAUAUUGUGAAUGUGCCUUUCCAGACCAUUUGCGUCCUGCUUGCAAUUGAUACGAGAGCUUCGCUUGAGCGUGUAGGGAAGUCACUUUCUAGUUUGCGAUUGAUUGCAGGUAUCUAUGGCACGAGUGCCAUCAAUGAGACCUUUGUGGCUGCCCGUUCCCUUAUACGGAUUCAUAUGAAGCGGAAAAAGGAGGAUUAUGAAAAAAUCAACUCCUCCACUUGA
This is a messenger RNA of Aspergillus pseudonomiae, 1362 nucleotides long. RefSeq lists its product as uncharacterized. Gene Ontology annotation, biological process: regulation of DNA-templated transcription; DNA-templated transcription; response to xenobiotic stimulus. Gene Ontology annotation, molecular function: DNA-binding transcription factor activity, RNA polymerase II-specific; zinc ion binding; DNA binding. The transcript has 4 exons. The coding region runs from base 1 to 1362 and encodes 453 amino acids. The record is from RefSeq and is a predicted model, not a curated record. Lineage: Eukaryota; Fungi; Ascomycota; Eurotiomycetes; Eurotiales; Aspergillaceae.